Molecule: messenger RNA, 1008 nt
Organism: Drepanopeziza brunnea f. sp. 'multigermtubi' MB_m1
Lineage: Eukaryota; Fungi; Ascomycota; Leotiomycetes; Helotiales; Drepanopezizaceae
Source: RefSeq, a predicted model, not a curated record
AUGGGCAGCUGUACAUCUCGCCCUCUCCCUCCCCGGUUUCAACGCCGUCCUGCAAAACUAUCCCGAGCCCGGAUCCGCAAAUCCCGCAUCUCGCCCUCGAUCUUCACCACAGCUAGCCAGCCAGAACCUAUCAAGCCCGGCUGCGGCUCCGCCCCAAGAUCCCACUCCUCCUCCACGUCCCGCUCCGGAUCCUCCGCACCUAGCUCCAAUCCCACGCAGUCAAAGACGACAACGGCAACAACACCACUCAACGACACGCAGACGCAGCUCCAGCCACCCACUCCCCAGAAGGAAGGCGCUCCAGCCGCCCCCGCCCUCCCCGUCCCACCGCAAGCUGCAACCGGCUCCCCGGCCUCGACAUCCACCGCCGAUCUCGAGCUGCGCAGCGUGCAGCCCCUCCUGGGGACCCUCAUGCACGCCAUCCGCGCCUACUCCUUCCACCGCGUACAGAGCCAGACGCAGACCCUCGCCGACCUGGCCGCCAUCAUCUCCUCGCUCCCGCCCGCGGUCCCGCCGCGCACGCUGGAGGCGCUGCGCGAUCUCGAGCGCGACGUGGCGCGUCUGUACGCGGCCCAGAAGGCGCUCUUCAGCCAACUCUUUGAGCCCGCGCUGAGCGAGGCGGGCUCGCUGUGGAGCGAGUUCCUGGCCCUGGACCCGGAGGGCAGGAGGCGUGCGGCGCGGAAUCUGGAAAGGGGGGGGGUGCUGAUGCGGAUUUUUGAUGGGUUGGGGAAGGUGAGGGCUGGGUGUGAGGAGGUGCUGGCGAGGGACGCGGAGGUGGGUCGGAGGUUUCAGGCGCUGUUUGAGGGGGUUUGGGAGGAGUUGAGAGAGGGGGAGGGGGAGGUGGGUGGGGGUGUGGUGAGUGCUUGUAUGCGCUGGCUGGUGUUGAAGAUUGUGGAGGCGAAGAGGAGGGAGGGGUUGGGUGAGAGGAUUGAAUGGGUGAAGAAGGGGAGGGUGGAGGUUAGUGUUGCUCUGUUGGCUGUUGUGGAAGGCUUGAGGGAGGAUGAUUAA